UGCAGGCAGAGGGUUGGACGAGAACGGCAUCAAGACUGGUAUUUGGGCUCUUGCUCCUGAUUUCAACAUUCUCAUUAAUCUUUCUAUAGUUUGGACUAAUCGAAUCAAAUUAUUUUGGAGCCUAAUUGAAGGACAACAAUUUGAUGGGGACAGGAAUCAAGUGGGAACAGGACGAGGGAAUUUGGUGGAGACGGACGGUGAAUCGGUGUGCUUUGUGUCUACUGAAGACGGGACAGGGAUCUCAGGUAGUCACUGAAGGAACAUUUCAGAUUUCUGGGCUGUCCCGAAUUCAGACUCGGCCCGGGUCACCGAACUGCGGGUGGACGGGACGCUGCCGGCACUCUAUUCGCUUGACGCAUGCGCUGCCGGCGAUGGGCUGUAACCAACGCGUCACCCGGGCAACGAAAUGCCACGGGGCAGCGGCGGUGGCAGCAUGGCCAGGGUCUGGGCAGCAAUACAGUAUAUCCGGUAACUUGGGAAAGAAGCCAGAGAGUAAAAUUGGAUAUACAUUGGGAGCAAGGACGGCGGCUCGAUUCUCGCCUGCAGUAGAGAGCAUAUCACCUGGCCCAGCAGUGUACCAGAAAAGACUUGGAAGAGGUCAUGGUUUCAAACCAUCAAGUGCACCAUUUGGUUCCACAUCUCAAAGGAAUAAAGAGAGCUCAAGUAAACUUCAAGUUCCUGGUCCUGGUACAUAUGACCUCAACACACCAAGAAACAGACAUGUUAUGUGGCCAAUGAAGUUUGAUGCUCCGGACUGGAGUUUAGUUGCUGCUCCUAAAAAGCGCACCUUGCGGAUUGAGCUUGCUGGCGACAAGGAGUUCCGGAAACACAGAAAUAGAGUGGCAUAUUUCAGCUUGUACUACACUUGACGAUGUUAAAGACUGGAUGUUAAUACAACUGGCAUGAAUUAUCAUUCACUACACCGUCACUGGUACCAUUUCUGGAUCACAGAAGUCUUUUAUAAUGUUGUCCACAACAUAAUCUGAGAUUAUUUGUCAGUGUAAUAGAUUUCAUUAAACAAAUAUAAUUCAGUGAAUGUGUUAUCUUUCAUAGUUAGUGAACAGUUCACUGUGUCAAUUGCAGACUGCUGAAAUAUUUCAGGAUAAUCAGUAAAAACUUACUGCUAGAUCUCAUUGAAACCUAUCAAAUAUUGAAAGACCUUGAUAGAGUUAACAUGGAGAGGAAGCUUCCUAUAGUGGGGAAGUCUCGGACCAGAGGACACAACCUUAGAAUAGAAGGAUGUCCUUUUAGAGCAGAAAUGAGGAGGAACCACUUUAGCCACAGUGGUGAACCUGUGGAAUUCACUGCCACAGAUGGCUGUGAAGGCGAAGUCAUUGGGUAUACUUAAAGCAGCAGUUGAUAGGUUAUCAGUUAGUAAAUGUGUCAAAGGUUACGGGGAGAAGGCAGGAGAAAUUACUAAUAUGGCAGGGGGAUGGGAACCAGUAUGAUAGAGCUGAAGAUGAGUCAGCAGGUUUACAGGUAGAUGGUGGGUGUAACAUGAACGUAAGAAAAGACAAGUCAAUGAUUGGGUACAAAUGCAGAAAAAGCAAAGAGCUAAAUUGUACCACAGACACAAAAUUAAGGGCGAUAAUUUUUGCUGAUUAUCCUGAGGUAUUUCAGAAAUGAAGGUGAUGUAGUUAAAUGCGUGUAGCAUUCAAAAUAAAGUGGAUGAAACCAUGGCGUAAUUAGAGAUUGGUCGGUAUGAUGUUGUGGGCAUCAUUGAGUCAUGACCGAAAGAAGGCCAUGGUUAGGAGCUUAACAUCAAAGGAUAUACUUUGUAUCGAAAGGACAGGCAGGAAGGCAUGGGCGGUGGUGUGGCUCUGUUGGCAAGAGAUGGAAAUACAUCUUUAGAAAGAGGUGACACAGGGUCAAAAAAUGUUGAAUCUUUGUGGGUGGAGUUAAGAAACUGCAAGGGUGAAAAAACCAUUAUGAGAAUCAUAUAUAGACUUCCAAAUAGUAGCCAAGAUGCGGGGUUGAGAUUGCAAAGGGAGCUGGAAAAGGUAUGUAAUUGUGAUAAUGUCACAAUUGUUAUGGGGGACUUCAUGGGAAAAUCAGGUUGGUGUUGGAUCGCAAGAGAGGAAAUUUGUUGAAUGCCUAUGAGAUGGCUUUUUAGAGCAGCUUAUGCUUGAGCCUACUUGGGGAAAGGCUAUCUUAAAUUAGUUGUGUAAUAACCCAGAUCUUAUUAGGGAGCUUAAUGUAAAGGAGCCCUUGGGAGACAGUGAUCAAAAUAUGAUUGAAUUUGAUAGAGAGAUGCAGAAGUCACAUGUAUCAGUAGUGUAGUGGAAUAAAGGGAAUUACAGAGGUAUGAGAGAGGAGCUUGCCCUGGUGGAUUGGAGGAGGAUACUGGCGGGGAUGAUGACAGAGCAAACUUGGUUGAAGCAUCUGGAAAUAGUUCACAAAGUGCAGGAUAGAUAAGUCCUACAAAAGUUGUUCUCGUAUGGCAGGGGUAGGCAACUGUAGCUGACAAGUGAAGUUAAGGACUGCAUAAAAGCCAAGGAAAGGGCAUUGGCGUUUUGCAGCAGCAGUACAGAGCAAAACAUAAAAAUUACUAUAAGUUACAAACACCCUCAUCCUUCCUCAUCUCUUCACUAGGCCUUAAAUAAAUUACACCUUUUAAAUACUGUAUAUUUUGAAAAAAAUAUAGAAUACUUUUCUUUUCUCCACAUCAUCACACUCAGCGUUUUAAAAACAGUUUCUUCAAAUCUGCCAUCAAAUUUCUGAAUGCUCCAUAAGCCCAUGAACAUGACCUCAUUAUUCCUCAUUUGCACAAUUUAUAAUGUCUACUGACAUGAAACAAAUUCACGACAUACAGAACACUCAGUGGUCAUGUUAUUAGUUACUUCCUGUAUCCAAUAAAGUGGACACUGAGUGGUGUUCUUUUGUUGUAGCCCAUCCACAUCAAGGUUCAACAUGUGCAUUCAGUGAUGCUGUUCUACACACUUUAUUGUAACAUGUAGUUAUUUGACUGUCACCUUCCUGUCAGCUUAAACUAGUAUGGCCAUUCUCUUCAAACCUCUCUCAUUAGCAAAGCAUUUUUGCUCACAGAACUGAUGCUCACUGGAUUUUUUUUUUGUUUGUCGCACCAUUCUCUGUAAACUCUAGAGAUUGUUGUGAGUGAAAAUCCCAGGAGAUCAGCAGUCCCAAAGCACCCAGUCCGGCACCAAUAAUCAUUCCACAAAGUCACUUAGAUCACAUUUCUUCCCCAUUCUGAUGCUUAGUCUGAAUAACAACUGAAGCUUUUGACCACGUCUGCAUGCAAAAUUUUAUAAAUUGAGUUGCUGCCUCAUGUUUAACUGAUUAGGUAUUUGCAUUAACAAGUAAGUGUACCUAAUAAAGUGGCCACCGAGUAUAUAAAUGUGAUAAUAAACCUGAUUCUGAUUAAGGAAGAAUGACUUCUGUGGCUGAAUAAACACAAUCUAGAUAUUUAACUGUGCUUUUGAUUUUUUUGUGACAAGAUGUAGAUCAUCAUGUAGGAUGUCAUUUAGGUCUCUGAUGUCUAUGCUGACUCUCAGAACAUUCCCAUCCAUCAUA
Messenger RNA from Hypanus sabinus (Atlantic stingray), 3531 nucleotides. RefSeq names its product protein pitchfork-like. Bases 144 to 869 code for a protein of 241 amino acids. Gene Ontology annotation, biological process: regulation of cell projection organization. Lineage: Eukaryota; Metazoa; Chordata; Chondrichthyes; Myliobatiformes; Dasyatidae. Gene Ontology annotation, cellular component: ciliary basal body. Gene Ontology annotation, molecular function: cytoskeletal protein binding. The transcript has 5 exons. The record is from RefSeq and is a predicted model, not a curated record.